This is a messenger RNA of Ostreococcus lucimarinus CCE9901, 1754 nucleotides long. RefSeq lists its product with no specific name. Gene Ontology annotation, cellular component: cytosol. Gene Ontology annotation, molecular function: phosphogluconate dehydrogenase (decarboxylating) activity; NADP binding. Lineage: Eukaryota; Viridiplantae; Chlorophyta; Mamiellophyceae; Mamiellales; Bathycoccaceae. The transcript has a single exon. Bases 108 to 1631 code for a protein of 507 amino acids. Gene Ontology annotation, biological process: pentose-phosphate shunt; pentose-phosphate shunt, oxidative branch. The record is from RefSeq and is a predicted model, not a curated record.
GAUUGCGCGACGCGGCCAUGGCGUGCGCGGCGAGAUCGGCGACGACGAACGCGACGACGGCGGCGCGGAGACGCGAAGCGACGACGCGCGCGGGACGACGACGCGGGAUGACGGCGACGGCGCGCGCGACGGCGGCGAACGGGGCGGGCGAAAAGUCGCGGAUCGGGCUGUGCGGACUCGCGGUGAUGGGACAAAACCUGGCGCUGAACGUGGCGGAGAAGGGAUUCGACAUCUCGGUGUACAAUCGAUCGAGCGAUAAGACGGACGUGUGCGUCGAACGGGCGAAGAAGGAGGGAUUGGGGGCGAAACUGCGAGGGUAUCACGAGAUGAAGGAUUUCGUGGCGUCGCUGGCGAAGCCGCGAUGCGUGAUAAUCUUGGUGAAAGCGGGCGCGCCCGUGGACGCCACGAUCGCGGGAUUGUCGCAGUUUCUCGAACCUGGAGAUUGCAUCAUCGAUGGUGGGAACGAGUGGUACGAAAACACCGAACGACGAUCGAAGGAGGCGGCGGAGAAGGGAUUGCUGUACGUCGGCAUGGGCGUGAGCGGAGGCGAGGAGGGCGCGCGCAACGGACCGUCCAUGAUGCCGGGUGGGUCCAAGGAAGCGUACGAUAUCAUCGCUGAUAUCUUAAAGCCCGUGAGCGCGCAGACCGAUUCGGGGGCGUGCGUGACGUACGUCGGCCCAGGAGGCGCCGGGAACUUUGUCAAGAUGGUGCACAACGGCAUCGAGUACGGCGACAUGCAACUCAUCUCCGAAGCGUACGACGUGUUGAAAACCGUCGGCGGGUUGACGAACGAUGAACUCGCGGCUGCGUUCACGGAAUGGAACGAGGCGGAGUUGGAAUCGUACCUCAUCGAGAUCUCCAGCAUCAUUUUGGCCAAGAAGGACGACCAGUCUGGCAAGAGCGACGACUUUUUGGUGGACAAGAUCCUCGACAAGACUGGCAUGAAGGGCACUGGAAAGUGGACGGUGCAGCAAGCCGCGGAAUUGUCCAUCGCUGCGCCGACGAUCGCGAGCUCUCUUGACGCCCGAUGCUUGUCCGGAUUGAAGGAUGAACGCGUCAACGCCGAGGCGUUUUACGCCAAGCUCGGCUUGGCACCCGCCGGCGCCAUGGGCCCGGCGGACAAAAAGCAACUCAUCAACGACGUGCGAUAUGCUCUGUACGCUUCCAAGGUGACUUCCUACGCCCAAGGCAUGAACCUGAUUCGCGCCAAGUCCAACGAGCAAGGCUGGAACUUGAACCUCGGCGAAAUGGCGCGCAUCUGGAAGGGCGGCUGCAUCAUUCGCGCCGGCUUCUUGGACCGCAUCAAGAACGCUUACGACCGAGACUCCAAGCUCCCGUCUCUUCUCGUUGACGAGCAGUUCGCCAAGGAAAUGAUCGAACGCGAAGCUUCGUGGCGUCGCGUCGUCACCGCCGCCAUCAACGCCGGUGUUUCCGUGCCGUCCAUGAGCGGUUCUCUCGCGUACUUUGACACUUACCGCCGCGCGCGCUCGCCGGCAAACUUGGUGCAAGCGCAGCGUGACUUCUUCGGUUCGCACACGUACGAACGCACCGACAUGGAAGGCUGGUAUCACACGCUCUGGAGUGAUAUGAACAGCGCUGACAGCAUCACCACGUCUGGCUACAAGGCGUAAAUAAAAGCGAUGAUGGUCCGUCGCCCGUCGGGAUUUUUGUUUUAUUCACCGAUGAGGGAGCUUUUCCUUCUCUUAGCGCGCGCCGCAAGCAUGCCUGCUUCAUAGUAAAUUCGCUCAGGCGUU